GAAACUUCGACACAAAUAACACGCUAGCGAGUGGCACGUAUCUGCCUAGAGUGGGAGGGGCGCGCCAGAUCACCCCUCUCAAGCGAAUCCCUACAUAAACCUCACACUACCCUUCCUCCUCGCUUCUCCUUUACAUCCACGCCACAAUUCAACGAUCGCGACCUCGUUUCAUUACACAUUUCAACUUUACAUCAAAUCCCAUCAAAUCUUUAAUCACUUGCUGGUCGCAUCAUGGCUCGUACUAAGCAAACUGCCCGCAAGUCGACUGGUGGCAAGGCCCCUCGUAAGCAGCUGGCUUCUAAGGCUGCUCGCAAGUCUGCCCCCUCCACUGGUGGUGUCAAGAAGCCUCACCGCUACAAGCCUGGUACUGUCGCUCUUCGUGAGAUUCGUCGGUACCAGAAGUCUACCGAGCUUCUGAUCCGAAAGCUCCCUUUCCAGCGCCUUGUUCGCGAGAUUGCUCAGGAUUUCAAGUCCGAUCUCCGUUUCCAGUCGUCUGCUAUCGGCGCUCUUCAGGAGUCCGUUGAGGCAUACCUCGUCUCUCUGUUCGAAGACACCAACCUCUGUGCCAUUCACGCCAAGCGUGUCACAAUCCAGUCCAAGGAUAUUCAACUUGCUCGUCGUCUUCGCGGCGAACGCUCUUAAUUGGGUAUUGAGUUCCUUCACAUCUGCGCUUUAGUUCCUGGCCUAUUGAUGUGCUGGUCAAAAAGAUGUAACGCGCGUCUUUAAUGAGUCGGAACUUGCUGCUGGGAUAUUUGAGCGGGGUUUAAGGGCUUCUGUUUUCAUUUCGGGACAAUGGCACGGUGCUUUCUUUUCAUUCAUGGGUCUGUUUUGGGAUGGUCAAUUUUCUGCUUUGUACAAUAUCUGGUGACCAUGAUGGUCUACGCACGAAAUCCAUGAAAGGACGA
Xylona heveae TC161 is the source of this 905-nucleotide messenger RNA. Its product is annotated as histone cluster 1, H3g protein. Lineage: Eukaryota; Fungi; Ascomycota; Xylonomycetes; Xylonales; Xylonaceae. Gene Ontology annotation, molecular function: structural constituent of chromatin; protein heterodimerization activity; DNA binding. Bases 232 to 642 code for a protein of 136 amino acids. The transcript has 4 exons. Gene Ontology annotation, biological process: rRNA transcription. Gene Ontology annotation, cellular component: nucleosome. The record is from RefSeq and is a predicted model, not a curated record.